Cucurbitaria berberidis CBS 394.84 is the source of this 2233-nucleotide messenger RNA. RefSeq names its product vacuolar protein sorting-associated protein 45. Gene Ontology annotation, cellular component: Golgi membrane. Gene Ontology annotation, biological process: intracellular protein transport; vesicle-mediated transport. The record is from RefSeq and is a predicted model, not a curated record. Bases 191 to 1972 code for a protein of 593 amino acids. Lineage: Eukaryota; Fungi; Ascomycota; Dothideomycetes; Pleosporales; Cucurbitariaceae. The transcript is spliced from 4 exons.
UGUAGGCUCCCAGGGAGUCGUGAAGGUGAUCCCGCUUGGCACCAUCGCUAGCGACGUUCAAUUCCAGAGCUCGAGCCACGUCCCAGCUUCUCCAACAACGCGUCGUCAUGGAGCUGCGAGCAAUACGAUACACAUGCCCAGGUAAUCAAUGAGCUAACACCGACCCCAAGAGUAAUCUUCAAUCGCAAUCAUGGAUAUCGUACAAGCCGUCUCCGGCUACGUCACCAAGAUGGUGUCUGCUGGAGACAGCGCAGCGACAGGCACCUCCGCGGCAAAGAUGAAGAUCCUCCUGCUCGACGAUGAGACUGUCUCGAUAAUAUCCACCGCAACGACACAAUCCGCCCUCUUGAGCCAUGAGGUCUACCUCACAGAUCAACUGGACAAUCAGAAAAGAGAGAAGAUGCGCCAUCUUCGUUGUCUGUGCUUCGUGCGCCCGUCUCCGGAAUCGAUACAAAGCUUGAUCGAGGAGCUGCGGGAGCCCAAGUAUGGCGAAUAUAACAUUUACUUUAGCAACAUCAUUAAGAAGUCGUCACUCGAGCGGUUAGCGGAAGCCGACGAUCACGAAGUCGUACGCGCAGUCCAGGAGUAUUUCGCCGACUUCCUCGUUAUAAAUCCAGACCUCAUGUCGCUCAACCUCGCCUUCCCAGAUCGCAGAAUAUGGAGUACCAGCCCGGACUCGUGGAAUCAAGAUUCACUACAGAGGUCGACCGAGGCUGUCAUGGCGUUGCUUCUGGCACUCAAGAAGAAGCCUUUAAUUCGCUAUCAGAAGAACAGCCUCUUGGUGAAAAAGCUGGCAACCGAAGUCCGAUAUAAUAUGACCCAAGAAGACCAAUUGUUUGAUUUUCGGAAAACAGACACCCCCCCUAUUCUCUUGAUUGUCGACCGAAGAGAUGACCCAGUCACACCCCUGUUAACACAAUGGACUUACCAAGCUAUGGUUCAUGAGCUUCUUGGAAUAAACAAAGGAAGGGUAGAUCUACGCGACGUGCCUGACAUCCGACCUGAGCUAAAGGAGAUUGUUCUUUCACCAGAUCAGGAUCCCUUCUUCAAAAAGAACAUGUACCUCAAUUUCGGCGAUUUAGGUCAGAACGCGAAAGAGUAUGUGGAGCAGUUCGCAUCCAAGCAGCAAGGAUCGCAGAAGCUCGAUUCGAUAGCAGAUAUGAAGCGCUUCAUCGAGGACUUUCCCGAAUUCCGCAAGCUCUCCGGUAAUGUCACUAAGCACGUCACGCUAGUCGGUGAGCUGAGUCGAAGGGUUGGGGAAGAGACCCUCCUGGACAUCAGCGAACUAGAGCAGAGCCUGGCCUGUACAGACAACCACUCCAACGACGUGAAGGUAUUACAGAAGAUCAUUCAAGACCCGAAAGUCCCGGCCAACAACAAGCUCCGACUCGUUGCCAUCUACGCACUGCGUUACUCCAAGACUUCGUCAAACUCGACCGCUAUGCUCCUUGACCUACUCAGCGUCUCCGGUGGUCUGUCGAGAAAUCGUAUAAACCUCAUCACGAAGCUUCUAACCUACCACGAUUCGCUGCAAGCCAUUACCGCGGCAGGUGGAGUUCCCGAGUUGUUCCAGCCAGGCUCGUUCUUUGGCGGUGCACGAGAUCGCUUAAAGGGCCUCAAGGGCGUUGAAAAUGUUUACACACAGCAUUCUCCACGUCUGGAAACUACAUUGCAGGACAUGAUUAAGGGCAGGUUGAGUCAACAGUUGUAUCCGUUUGUGGACGGCGGUGGUUCGACGAAAGACAAGCCUCAAGACAUUAUUGUUUUCAUGGUCGGCGGAACGACAUACGAAGAAUCCAAGAUGGUCGCUCAGGUCAAUGCAAGUUCGCCUGGCAUUCGCGUCGUGCUCGGUGGCACGACGGUGCAUAAUAGCACCUCAUUCUUGGAAGAGGUCGAAGAUGCUGUUGACUCCUGGCCGGAGCCUCCCGCGACAUCAGCUGCAACUCGGUUGAAACGGGAAGUAGGAAGGUAGACAUGGAUAGCUUCUCUGUUGGGGCCUAUCAAGACGGGUGGUCUUUGUUCUGGCAUACCUUGCUUUUCUUGGGCGAGUGAUUGAGAGUUCCCACACGGUGCAUGGAUUGGGGUUCGGGGUGUUAGGCGUUCAGCUUUCCGGGUAGCAGCCCACAGUCAGCGAUGAGAUCAUCGCAUAUUGGAUAACAUGGCUAUAUGUGAAUCAACAAAAUGCCUCACGUAACGACGUGAAUCUACUUUUGCGCAAACUGAGCACAAGCGG